AAACAUGCACUAAUGCAAAUUUAUCAUUGUGCGGUUCGCGCCAAAACAGAUUUCCUUCGCGGGAAUUCCCCUUUUAAUGCUUGCAAGUGUUUUUGUUUCUUGAGCAAUUUUGUAAAACAUACAAAAUGGAAGCAUCUAUAGAAAACUGUUUUAGAGUUUACUUCGUAAACCAUAUUACUGCGAAAUUCCUUCAUGUAUUUACCCAUCCCCUGUAAUACCGUGGUGUUAUUGCCUCCAGUGGAAAGACGAGCAAACAAUAUUUACGCACUGUCACCAGAUAUUACUAAUUUACCAGCAUAGUAAUUGGUCAUUUGGCACUCAUAAAAAAAUGUUUCUUAUAAAAUGUGUUAAUAUGUUUUACAUAGGCUACUUAAUAGUGUUUACUAAACCUUUUUUUUAUUUUAUCUAGAUCAACAGAUCACAAUGGGCUCCUUAUACGAACUUAAAGAGAUUAUUACAUUUCGGACCUAUAAUUGCACUGUGUGUCAUCUUUAUAUGUUAUACCAUGUCAAUUAUAGAUAGUAUGUUAUGGUUACUUCCUACACACAAUGGCAUUGCUGGAAAAUUGAAUGUGCUUGUGCUUACAAUAUGGCUGGCUCUUAUUCUUGGCAACUUUUUUCGAGCAAUUCUUGGAGGACCUGGCUAUGUUCCAAAAAAUUGGGUGCCAAAAGAUAAAAAUGAUACAAAAUACCUUCAGUUUUGUCAAGUUUGCCAAGGGUAUAAACCACCACGUGCUCACCACUGCAGAAAGUGCGAACGCUGUGUUUUAAAGAUGGAUCAUCAUUGCCCAUGGAUUAACAACUGCUGUGGACAUUUUAAUCACACUAACUUUGUUUUGUUUGUGUUUUUCGCUCCAGUUGGCUGCAUGCACGCACUUAUUGUUAUGGUAGCUACAGUAUGGUCCCAGGUUUUUCGAAGGGCAGAGUAUCUGCAGAUUGCAGUACGACCUGUUAACUUUUCCAUUAAUGCUUUCCUUAUGAAUCUGUUUGCCAGUGGCCUGGCAUUUGGUACGAUUGUUGCUGUUGGUAUAUUAUUCUAUUACCAAAUGAAAAAUGUUAUAACAAACUCCACCGGGAUUGAGCAGUGGAUCAUAGAAAAGGCAGAGGACCGGCGAAGAACGGAGGAGGAAGGAACCUUCAAGUAUCCCUACAACUUGGGAAAACUAAAAAACAUUCUUGAAGUUCUGAACUUCAGUUUUAGACCUUAUGGAGAUGGUUAUGUUUGGCCAGUGGCAAAAGGCUGCCAUCAAUUUACUUUAACUAUUGAGCAAAUUAAACAGAAACAUGAAAAGCGAUCGAGAAUGGUCCCUUUUGACAUCAUCAAAUCAUACUCUGGGUGGUGGUUCCCUUGCACACUAGGCAUAUGUACUUGUGCAAGAGUACCCUGCUCAGACGAGCCUCGAAUUGCUGUCUGUCCUGGAGACCGAGUUAUUGUUUCUCGUGGACAGAAGUACUGGCUUUAUGGAAACAAAGUACUGAAAGAUGAAGGAAAACGGAUUCGCGGUUGGUUUCCACGGAAAUGUGGAUUACGUGUGCCUGAACAAAACAGACGCUGUGAAAAUAAUGGUACCCCUGUCAAUUCUUAACACAGAACAUCUACACUUUUUUGUGUUAAGUUUAUAAAUGUGAAUAUAUGAUAUUUCGAUUACUUAUAUGCGCAAAUCCUCUUAAUCGUGAAUUGUAUUGGGCCUUUUAUUUGUGUAGUAAGUUUUAUGCGUGUAUGUUCUUUUGGUUCAAAUCGACCUUUUAUCAAAAGCCAUUAAUAUCUUUCAUUAAAAACCAAAGUACUUGCAGUUUUUAACUAUCUAAAAUACAGUAUUUAGUUAGUGUGUUGUUGACUUUGUUGUAUAGUGGUACUUCAUUUUAUGAUUACACACACAGGGAAAAAUAAAUAUAUACAUAAAUA
Ciona intestinalis (vase tunicate) is the source of this 1905-nucleotide messenger RNA. It is a transcript of the gene zf(dhhc/fyve/phd)-1, whose product is annotated as zinc finger (DHHC/FYVE/PHD)-1. Gene Ontology annotation, molecular function: palmitoyltransferase activity. NCBI's taxonomy places the organism in Eukaryota, Metazoa, Chordata, Ascidiacea, Phlebobranchia, Cionidae. The record is from RefSeq and is a predicted model, not a curated record.